Messenger RNA from Dryobates pubescens (Downy woodpecker), 1059 nucleotides. Its product is annotated as olfactory receptor 12D2. Gene Ontology annotation, biological process: G protein-coupled receptor signaling pathway. Gene Ontology annotation, cellular component: membrane. Gene Ontology annotation, molecular function: olfactory receptor activity; G protein-coupled receptor activity. The coding region runs from base 1 to 1059 and encodes 352 amino acids. The transcript has 2 exons. Lineage: Eukaryota; Metazoa; Chordata; Aves; Piciformes; Picidae. The record is from RefSeq and is a predicted model, not a curated record.
AUGCUGAACAAGACAGAGGUCCCUGAGUUCAUCCUCUUGGGCCUCACCACUAGCCAGGGACUGCAGCACUCCUUCUUCAUCUCCUUUCUCUUGCUCUACUUGGCCACUCUUGUGGGCAAUGGAGCCAUUGUGACCUUGGUGACGCUCGAGCCACGGCUCCACACCCCCAUGUACUUCCUCCUGGGGAACCUGUCCUGCCUGGACAUUUUCUACUCCACAGCCACCGUUCCCAAGAUGUUGACUGUCUUGCUCUUUGGCCAUCAGCCCAUCUCUUUUGCUGGCUGCUUGGCCCAGCUCCACUUCUUCCACUUCCUGGGCAGUACUGAAGCUGUGCUCCUGGCCGCCAUGGCUUAUGACCGCUACGUGGCCAUCUGCAGGCCCCUGCGCUAUGCCCUCCUCAUGAGCCCCCAGACCUGCCUGCUGCUGGCCAUGGCCAGUUGGUCCUCUGGUUUUGUGCAUGCCCUGAUGCACUCAGUCAUGACCUCUCAGCUGAGUUUCUGUGGUCGCAACCACGUUCAGCACUUCUUCUGUGACAUCAAGCCCCUGUUGAGUUUGGCUUGCAGUAGCACCAGCCUCAACAUGACCCUCCUCAAUGUUGUCACCACAUCUAUUGCUCUGGGCCCCUUCAUUCUCAUAGUCCUCUCCUACCUCUACAUCAUCUCCUCCAUCUUCCAGAAAGUCCAGAGACAGGAAGGAAGAUGGAAGCCCUUCUCCACCUGUACCUCUCACCUCAGUGUUGUUGUGCUGUUCUACAUACCAGUGCUCUUCAACUAUACACCACCCUCCUCAGGAAGCUCUCUGGAGAGGGGUGUGCAAGUGUCUCUCAUUUACAGUGCUGUCACUCCAGCUCUGAACCCCCUGAUCUACACUCUUAGGAACCAGGAGGUGAGAUCAGCCCUGAAAAAAAUACUGGGCCAAGAGAGAAGGCAGAGGCAAGAACCUUCUCUCAGGGGCAGAUGUGCACCUGCCCCAAAGCUGAUGAACCUCAAGCAGAAAGGUUUGCUGAGAGGCUUUGCUGCUGCAGCACUAAGGAGAGAAAAGCCUCACGGGGGACAGUAA